Schistocerca serialis cubense is the source of this 808-nucleotide messenger RNA. It is a transcript of the gene baf, whose product is annotated as barrier-to-autointegration factor. Gene Ontology annotation, molecular function: DNA binding. The transcript is spliced from 3 exons. The record is from RefSeq and is a predicted model, not a curated record. NCBI's taxonomy places the organism in Eukaryota, Metazoa, Arthropoda, Insecta, Orthoptera, Acrididae. The coding region runs from base 137 to 409 and encodes 90 amino acids.
CCUAAAUAUUGCUUUAGUUAUUUACUCUGUCGUACAUUUUGGAAAUACGCGCCAUCUUAGCUGUGAUACUUGAAUAUCUUUGACGACAACAUUUGAAAUAGAUGUGUGUUUUGAGAAGUGCGCCAAAAAGGUCAUCAUGUCGAGUACGUCACAGAAACAUAGAAAUUUCGUUGCUGAGCCUAUGGGCAACAAGCCGGUGACCGACUUGGCAGGAAUCGGCGAAGUCCUAGGCGGCAGAUUUGAGAAACUCGGAUUUGAUAAAGCAUAUGUUGUGUUGGGACAGUUUUUAGUUCUCAAGAAGAAUAAGGAAUUCUUUAUUGACUGGAUGAAAGAUUCAAUUGGUGCAAAUCAAAAACAGGCAACUGAUUGUUACCAGUGUCUGUCGGAUUGGUGUGAUGAAUUUUUGUGAAGUAGGCAAAAAGGCAUUAAUAACUUCAUUGCCAUUAUCAGACUGAAUAUACCAAUUUUAAUGUAAGAUAAAUCACAUGUGGCCGUGUUGUACAUGUUUAAUUUUUGUAUUUGCUGCCAGUGCCUGUUGAAUAUAUUGUGUAAUUAUUGAAAUCUGUAAGUGAAAAUUUUACAUCUUAAAUUUAUAAUCCGCUGAGACACUGUUCACAAGUGCUAAAUGUACUGUAUUUAAUAACUAUCAUUUUAAUUGUGGUUGAUAUGACAGGGAACAUUUCUUAAAAUAGAAAUUUUUAAGUCUUGAAACAACAUAUAAAUCUCCUGCUACAAUAUAUCAGGAAAAUUCUGGAGUAAUGUGAAUAUCUUGUUAUCAGAUGUUAUAUUUAAUAAAGUGUUGUUACUA